Molecule: messenger RNA, 1975 nt
Organism: Chenopodium quinoa (quinoa)
Lineage: Eukaryota; Viridiplantae; Streptophyta; Magnoliopsida; Caryophyllales; Amaranthaceae
Product: UTP--glucose-1-phosphate uridylyltransferase
Exons: 21
Coding region: 352-1782 (476 amino acids)
Biological process (GO): glycogen metabolic process; UDP-alpha-D-glucose metabolic process
Cellular component (GO): cytoplasm
Molecular function (GO): UTP:glucose-1-phosphate uridylyltransferase activity
Source: RefSeq, a predicted model, not a curated record
GCUUCAUUGUUUAUCUAGUUGUGAUACAUGUAUUUUCUCAUUAUUUUUUCCUCAAAAAAAAAACUCGCACACCGGAAUUAUAUUCGCCUGUAUAUUCUCUUUUCUUCUAGCUUCCUACCAUAUUUUCCCUUCCAAAAAAAAUAAAAAGUUGAAAAAUAAAUAUCUGAAAAAUGCAUAGUUUUGCGCACAAAAAUCAGCUUCGGACAAAAAAAGCGUAUUUGUCGGAUCAUUAAUUUCAUUUUAAAGCCUUCCUUCUCUCCCACCUCAUCACCACUCUCCACUCUUUUCUCACUCUUCCUUCUCUUUUUCUCUCUCUUCUUUCUGUUAAUCGAAGCUUCGUGACCUCCAUUAAUGGCGUCCGCUGCAACUCUCAGCUCUGUUGAAGCUCAGAAACUCGAGAACCUUCGUUCUGCUGUCUCUGGUCUCAACCAAAUCAGUGAGAAUGAGAAAUCUGGAUUCAUCAGCCUUGUAGCUCGUUACCUAAGUGGAGAAGCUCAGCAUGUUGAUUGGAGCAAAAUCAAGACUCCUACUGAUGACAUUGUUGUUCCAUACGACACCGUAUCACCUCCACCUGAAGAUGAGGCUAAAACUAAGGAGCUUUUGGACAAACUUGUGGUGUUGAAGCUCAAUGGAGGUCUCGGAACAACCAUGGGUUGUACUGGUCCUAAGUCUGUCAUUGAAGUUCGUAAUGGCCUGACUUUCCUUGACCUUAUAGUUAAGCAAAUUGAGAGCCUUAACAGCAAGUAUGGAUCCAAAGUGCCUUUGGUUCUGAUGAACUCAUUCAACACACAUGAUGAUACACUUAAGAUUGUUGAAAAAUACACCAAUUCAAAUGUUGAGAUUCACACAUUUAAUCAGAGUCAAUACCCUCGUCUGGUUGUUGAAGAUUUCUCGCCAUUGCCAUGCAAAGGUCAAACCGGCAAGGAUGGAUGGUAUCCUCCUGGUCACGGUGAUGUGUUCCCAUCCUUGAUGAACAGUGGGAAACUUGACCUGUUUUUGUCACAGGGCAAGGAGUACAUCUUUGUUGCUAACUCUGACAAUCUGGGGGCUAUUGUGGAUUUGAAGAUCUUAAAUCACUUGGUCCAAAAUAAGAACGAAUACUGUAUGGAGGUUACACCCAAAACUUUGGCUGAUGUCAAAGGUGGUACUCUUAUUUCCUAUGAAGGCAAGGUCCAGCUUCUAGAAAUUGCACAGGUUCCUGAUGAACAUGUCAAUGAAUUCAAGUCGAUUGAGAAGUUCAAAAUUUUCAACACCAACAACCUGUGGGUUAAUUUGCAUGCAGUCAAAAGGCUUGUAGAAGCUGAUGCACUUAAGAUGGAAAUUAUUCCAAACCCCAAGGAAGUCGAUGGAGUUAAGGUUCUUCAAUUGGAAACAGCUGCUGGUGCUGCAAUUAAGUUCUUCGACAAUGCUAUUGGUAUGAAUGUGCCUCGAUCACGAUUCCUUCCAGUGAAGGCAACUUCAGAUUUGCUCCUUGUCCAGUCGGAUCUGUACACUGUUGUUGAUGGCUUUGUGAUAAGAAACCCAGCUAGAAACAACCCCACUAACCCCUCUAUUGAGUUGGGCCCUGAGUUUAAAAAGGUCAGCAACUUCUUAAGCCGGUUUAAGUCUAUCCCCAGCAUCAUUGAGCUAGAUAGCUUGAAGGUGGUAGGAGAUGUGUGGUUUGGUGCUGGAGUUGCUCUCAAGGGAAAAGUGACCAUCAGUGCUAAGUCUGGAGCAAAGCUGGAAAUUCCAGAUGGUGCAGUAAUUGCCGACAAGGAAAUCAAUGGUGCUGAGGAUCUUUAAAGCAUUGAGGAUUGUUGGAUGCAAAACAUGAUCACCUGAUUUCUCUGGUCUGUGUAGUAAUUUCAUGGUUCUGAUAUACGAGAGAACAAAUUAUAGAAUUUUGAGUUUUGGAGAUAUAAUUUUGUCGAACAAUUUUUUUGGCGAAACUGGUUCCAGAGCUUAAGAAGUUUGAAUAAUGUCUAGCUGUUUUUUA